UUACUCAUCCUCUGGAACUAUAAAAGCCUCUGGCUCUCUGACAGAAGGUACCGUUAGGUCCAAGCACCCAGGAGUUAAGGUUGAUCUUGCUCAUCUGCAGCCAUGAAAUUCUCUCUCGUUGCCGCUCUUAUCGUUGUGCUGGCUGUUGCCCAUGGCUCUGAGGCCGGUUCUCUGGUGAAGCGUGACGUGCAGGCUGAGGUGGACAAGAUCACCAAGCUCAUCAAUGAAAUGUCCGCCAGCCUCACCACCGCUACCCAGGACAUGGUGGAGAAGGUGAAGGCUCUGGAGGUGACCAACAAAGCCCAGACUUACAUAGAAGACAGCAGGACCAAGAUCCAGCCUCUGCUUGAGAAGUUCCAGGUUGAGGCCACCAAGCUGCAGGAGCAGGUCAAGCCCUUCAUCACCAACAUUGAAGAUCAGAUCAAGCCCCUGACAGAGAACUUCAACGCUCAGGUCAGGCCUCUGACCGACAACUUCCACGCACAUGUCAAGCCUCUGACCGACACGAUGGAGAAGUUCUUUGAGAGGGUGAAGGACCAGACCAAGGCCCUCAUGCCCCCCCAGUAAAGCUCUUUGUUGGUUUAUUCCAGCGGCAUUAAUAGGUCACUUUGGUUCUGCCCAAAAUGCCUCACCGGUGUUUGUCUGUCACACUCCUCUGUCUGUAAAUGCCAUCAUUAAAGGAGUUUGAAAGUCA
Molecule: messenger RNA, 694 nt
Organism: Amphiprion ocellaris (clown anemonefish)
Lineage: Eukaryota; Metazoa; Chordata; Actinopteri; Pomacentridae
Gene: afp4
Product: antifreeze protein type IV
Exons: 4
Coding region: 103-567 (154 amino acids)
Biological process (GO): lipoprotein metabolic process; lipid transport
Cellular component (GO): extracellular region
Molecular function (GO): lipid binding
Source: RefSeq, a predicted model, not a curated record